Molecule: messenger RNA, 1641 nt
Organism: Cannabis sativa
Lineage: Eukaryota; Viridiplantae; Streptophyta; Magnoliopsida; Rosales; Cannabaceae
Exons: 4
Coding region: 22-1641 (539 amino acids)
Biological process (GO): proteolysis
Molecular function (GO): cysteine-type peptidase activity
Source: RefSeq, a predicted model, not a curated record
GCUACCCUAUUCGAGAAAAGGAUGGUUGUUCUUCAAAUUCUGUAUCCUAGGAAUUGGGAGGUGGACUAUUGGAAGAGCAAUUGUGAGGGUGAGGUCCCCACGGUGGAAAUGGGGUUGGAUGAGGUCGAAGAAACGCAAGUCGGGGCGCAAGAUUCGACCGCAUUCCAGACCCAAGCCGAACGGGUGGCGGAUUAUGUGAAAAAGUCCAAAAUUAUUCCACCAUCCCCACCCAAAGAAGCACCAGACGCCUCCACAUCUGCCACCGUGCCCCCAACGCCUGCCACUGUGCCCCCAAGCUCUGCUCCAGCCAAUGACUCCAACUACCUCUUGUUGGCUAAGAGGUUGGAGAAGGUAGAAGCGCAACAAGUUGCGAUCCUGACUGCGCAGACUGAGAUGAAGGCUGACUUCAAGAGAAGUCAGAAAGAGAUGAAGAAUCUUAUCAUGGAUCAAAUUGCGACCGUGAUAAGUUUGUUACAGAAGCAGCCUUCGGAGCCGACACAACCAUCAGGGCCGGCACAGCAAUCAGACCCCACACCAUCAGACACGGCAGAGCCAUUACAGACGGUACAUCCAUCACCGCCGACAUAUGAUGAUGAUGAUGAUGUCUACCCAGAAGAUUGGCAACCUGACGCAUGUGACGUUCCUUCUACUCCUGCAAACGCCAUUGUCAUUUCGCUGGGUGAUACUGAAUCUCAGGAUGUGGAAGAGUUGCAGGGGCCACCAGAUGGAGUGGAGUUCUGUAGGCUUAGGCGAAAGCGCAAGCCGGUUUUCUUGAAUGACUACACUGCUGGGAAGAAGAAACAACGACAUGGGCCCGUGGUAGUAGACACCCUGAAACCGGCGGACGCCCGGCUGUUAAAAUUUUUCCAGAAGUGGAUCACUUAUGCUAGGGACAAUGGCCGUCCUAGGGAUGUUCACACUGGCGAAGCCACUAGAUCGUGGUUCGUGAAGUUGAUGGUGCUGAACGAAUGGCUCGAAGAUGCUCAAAUUGAUGCCAUGGCGCACUUAUUGAGAAGAAGACGGACCCUGUACCCAGAAGUCUACACCCGAAAAGGUGUAGUUUUGGACACAUCUGCUCCACAGUUCUUUUCCAUGUUUUGGAAUAUGUGUGAGGGUGACAGGAGCAAGAUGAAAUGGGAUGAGAGCGUCAUGAGUUACGUGCAGGGGAUACCGCACAGAUACUUGCCAUGUUGGGAGAAGCAGGAGUACAUAUACUUUGUGUUGCACCUUCCCAAAGAGCGCCACUGGGUGGCAGUUGAGGUGGAUAUCGAGAACUGGGAGAUCAUUGUAUAUGAUUCUGAUAUCGGUGCCACCGUUGAGGCAGCCAUGGAGUCAUAUUUGAAGCCUUACAGCGAGCUCUUUGCAAAUCUAAUUCGAGAUAGCGGUUAUUUCCAAUAUAAUAAUUAUGUACAUCCGGUGGAGUUGGGCGAUCUCAGUCAGCUCCUACCCCUCCAUUAUAGACGAGCUACCUCGGAGGUUGUACCACAAACGAACAGCAGUGGCAAUUGUGGAAUGUAUGCCAUGGAGCACAUUGAGCACUUGAUGCUGGAUCGGUCGUUGGAGCAUGUGCAUGAUGAUAACAUGCUCACCUUUAGACAUAGGUGGUGUGUGGACCUAUUUUACCAGAACUUAACGUGGUAG